AUUUUUGUUAUUAUGGUGUGCUGGAUGGUCUGCCCUCUCAAUUCUGGAAAACUAAACAUUUUAUUUUAGAGUCUAACUUAUCUUUCUACUGUUUGUUAUCUGUGACUUAUACGCAAGCGUCGAAAGCAAAGUAAGCAACAUGGCGCAGUACAAAGGAGCUGCCAGUGAGGCUGGGAGAGCCAUGCAGCUGAUGAAAAAACGAGAAAAAGAAAGAGAGCAGCUUGAACAGCUGAAACAGAAGAUAGCAGAGGACAACAUGGUCAAAUCCAACAUUGAUAAGAAAUUCUCAGCUCACUAUGAUGCUGUAGAAGCAGAACUGAAGUCCAGCACAGUGGGUCUGGUCACACUGAAUGAUAUGAAGGCCAAACAGGAGGCGCUGGUGAAGGAAAGAGAGAAACAACUGGCGAAGAAGGAGCAGUCGAAGGAACUCCAGCUAAAACUUGAAAAGCAGAAAGAGAAGAAGAGAAAGGAGGAACAGAAGAGGAAAAUAGCCAGUUUAUCAUUUAAUCCUGAAGAUGAAGGGGAAGAUGAAGAGGACAAUGAAGAGGAAGAGCAGGAUUAUGCUUCAGUUAAGAAGAAGAAACUGGGGAAAAAUCCUGACGUGGACACAAGUUUCCUUCCUGAUCGAGACAGAGAGGAGGAGGAGAAUCGUCUCAGAGAAGAACUCCGGCAAGAAUGGGAGCUAAAACAAGAGAAGAUUAAGAGUGAAGAGAUAGAGAUUACAUUUAGCUACUGGGAUGGAUCUGGGCACCGUAAGACUGUCAAGAUGAAGAAGGGCAAUACCAUCCAGAACUUUCUGCAGAGGGCCCUGGAGGUGCUCAGGAAGGACUUUAGUGAACUCAGGUCUGCUGGAGUAGAACAGCUGAUGUACAUCAAAGAGGAUCUGAUAAUCCCACAUCACCACAGUUUUUACGACUUCAUCGUGACCAAAGCCAGAGGCAAAUCUGGUCCCCUUUUCAGCUUUGACGUCCACGAUGAUAUUCGACUGGUGAACGAUGCCACAGUAGAGAAAGAUGAGUCUCAUGCAGGUAAAGUGGUGCUGAGGAGCUGGUAUGAGAAGAACAAGCACAUCUUCCCCGCUAGUCGCUGGGAGCCAUAUGAUCCUGAAAAGAAAUGGGACAAAUAUACGAUCCGGUGAAACAGCAGUUCAUACUCUCUGGAAGCCUUGAUCCGAACAUUUUAUUGUUAAUUUCCAUCAUCUUUUUCUCUGUUAUAACAUCUUUCAUCAAAGCUUUAUCAAGCUUUGAUAAACCAUUGAUUCAUGAUUUUACUUUUUUGAAUAUAGAUACAAUUUCCCACACGUAUUUGAAUUGCCAAUGCAAUGUUUCCUUUGAAAACAACCCCACAUUUAUAUGUAUAUUGCUCAUAAACGUGUUGUAACAUCUGUGUUGAAUAAAAUAAACCAGGUUAUGACUCGCUGGA
Molecule: messenger RNA, 1422 nt
Organism: Micropterus dolomieu (smallmouth bass)
Lineage: Eukaryota; Metazoa; Chordata; Actinopteri; Centrarchiformes; Centrarchidae
Gene: fam50a
Product: family with sequence similarity 50 member A
Exons: 13
Coding region: 140-1138 (332 amino acids)
Biological process (GO): chromatin organization
Cellular component (GO): nucleus
Source: RefSeq, a predicted model, not a curated record